AUGGGCUACACAAGGGAAGAACUCCCCGUUCGCACCAAGAGCACUUCGCUCUUCAAUCAUCUGGACACCAUGCCUGGAGACCCCAUCUUCGGCCUAAUGUCCCUCUACGCAAAGGAUCCAGCCGAGGAGAAGGCUUCCCUCACCAUUGGAGUCUACCGCGACGAACAAGGCAAACCCUGGGUCCUACCCACCGUCCGCAAAGUCGAGAAGAUGAUCGCCGAGGACGUAGCCACUAAUCACGAAUACCUGCCCAUGGAAGGUUUACACGCUUUUGUGGAGUCUGCUCGCGACUUGCUGUUUGGUAACCCUUCUCCUGCAUUGACUUCUCGCAUUGGAUCCCUACAAACGAUUUCUGGCACCGGCGCUGUGCAUCUGGGUGCGAGAUUCCUCAACGACUCGUUGCAACCAAAGCGUAUUUGGGUGUCUGAUCCUACUUGGGGAAACCACCAUGCCAUCUUUGACAUUGCUGCCCCUGCUGUCGAGCAAAAGAUGUACCCUUACUACGAUGCUGCAACCUGCUCUCUAAACUUCUCAGGCAUGAUGGAGACGUUGGAAGAACAAGCGCAGCCAGGCGACGUAAUUCUCCUCCACGCAUGCGCGCACAAUCCCACGGGCAUCGAUCCCACCAAGGAGCAAUGGAAACUCAUCGCCGAUCUUUGCGAACGCAAACACCUGUUCCCCUUCUUCGACUCUGCAUACCAAGGCUUCGCAUCCGGAGACGUCGACGAGGAUGCCUGGGCAGUCCGCCAUUUCGUCGACAGAGGAACGCUGGAACUCGUCGUCGCGCAAUCCUUUUCCAAAAACUUUGGACUCUACGGCCAAAGAGUCGGUGCCUUCCACAUUGUGACUGCGGACGAGCAAGCCAGAGACAAAGCACUCAGCCACCUGAUCUACCUGCAACGCGCCGAAAUCUCCAACCCACCAGUGUACGGCGCCAGAAUCGUUGCCUUUAUCCUCCAGAAUGCAGAGCUCAAGGCAGAGUGGGAGCAAGAUUUGCUCAUCAUGAGUGGACGCAUAAAGACCAUGCGUGCAGCUCUGUUUGGCGCGUUGCAGGAGCUAAAGACACCGGGCAAUUGGCAACAUAUUGUUGAUCAGAAUGGUAUGUUUUCGUACACUGGACUUUCGGAGAAGCAGGUGUUGGCGUUGAGGAAGGAGCAUAUUUAUUUGCUUACUUCUGGACGUGCGAGCAUCUCGGGGUUGAACAGGGAUAAUGUCAAGAUGGUGGCAAAGGCGAUCGACAAGGUUGUGAGGGCAUCUGGUGAUGCACCUGCUGUUGCUGCUUGA
Aureobasidium namibiae CBS 147.97 is the source of this 1284-nucleotide messenger RNA. Its product is annotated as putative aspartate transaminase. Lineage: Eukaryota; Fungi; Ascomycota; Dothideomycetes; Dothideales; Saccotheciaceae. Bases 1 to 1284 code for a protein of 427 amino acids. Gene Ontology annotation, cellular component: cytosol. The record is from RefSeq and is a predicted model, not a curated record. Gene Ontology annotation, biological process: L-aspartate biosynthetic process. The transcript has a single exon. Gene Ontology annotation, molecular function: pyridoxal phosphate binding; L-aspartate:2-oxoglutarate transaminase activity.